Messenger RNA from Protopterus annectens (West African lungfish), 2096 nucleotides. RefSeq lists its product as uncharacterized. Bases 391 to 1005 code for a protein of 204 amino acids. The transcript has 5 exons. The record is from RefSeq and is a predicted model, not a curated record. NCBI's taxonomy places the organism in Eukaryota, Metazoa, Chordata, Ceratodontiformes, Protopteridae.
UCUUCCAUGUGUGACUCCUAAAAACAGCAGAGGAAAUAAGAAAUCUGUGCUCUGUGAUAAAUUAUCGAGUAUUACUGUCCUUGCUGAACUUUUUGUUUUGCUUUACCAGGAUUAUUGCUAGAAGACAGAAGUCAAAAGUAGGCUUCUGUCAUAACUGAGGACAAGUGACUGUGGUUCAUUGCAUCACAUAUCACAGGUAGCAGUUAAUAUGCAUGGAAAGUAAGAGAGAGAAAGAACGAGAACUGCAUAUUUGGUUUUCUUACUAACAGUUUCGUUUAUAAUGAAGAGCCCAUCAUACGUCGCCUGUUAGUUUCAGAUUACAGUUUUCUUUUGGAUUAUCAUAUGGCACUCAGGGUUUUAAUGCUUUCACGUUAAAGAAACAGCAAAAGCAUGAAGGCUAUUGAAAUGGUGGUCUUCUGGUUUUGUGAAUUUGGUGUUCUGUUCUUGCAUGGAAUUUCUACAUCAUUGGCAACUGUGGUGGCAUCAUGUGGUAAGAGUGUUGAACUCCCAUGUCUUGCUGAGAAGACAGACUACAGGGCAGUGAGCUGGUACAAGAUGUCUGGUGAAAAGAAUCGAAUAUCGAUUUUAAGAAAGACUCAAAACAAAACUAAUUUCAGUGAGCAGUUUCUGAGGCUGGUGAACAUAAAUGAUAAAGAGUCCUUGAUUAUUCCUAGUGUUAAACCAGAAGAUUCUGGAAAAUACCUAUGUUUCUUAUGGGCGAAUGUAGGUUCUUUAAAUCAGGAAAUGGAUAUUAACCUAAAUGUAUCAGAGUGCUUGACAUCAAGUCCAACACUUCCCAUCACAUCAUCAGAGAAAGAAUUCACUCAGAGUAAAAUGAGUGAGGGUUCUUUAGUGCCCAUGAGUAAAGCUGCACAUCUGAUUAAGGAGCUACCUCUUGCUUUUCUCCUUCUUGGGAUGCUGUGUUUGAGUUUCAGCAAAAUUCUUCUUUCUGUAUUUGCCAUCUGGGUGUACGUCAUUCUUCCGAAAUUAGCCUGUAGAAGAUGACUCCAUUGGAAAAGCUGUUUUGAUAUUUGAAAAUCUUUCCUGGUGAAUAAAAGGAGUACCUUUUCAGGUACAGGGCCUAACUAUGAGAAUUUAUGUUGGUCAGUCGCAUGGGAGCAUACAAAUGGGGGCUGAGUCUCUUAACUAAUGGACCUGUAGUAAUAUCUCCGAAAUGUAAUUUCUGCUUAUUACAUUUGUAAUUUCACAGUAUAUUUACUGCCAAAAACACACACAAGAUUGUCAACAAGCCUUUCCUUUUUGGAACUUGUAAAUAUGGCUUCUAACUUGCUGAGCCAAGAGUUGGCUCACACUUUGGUUUAAACAAUUUGGAAUCACCCGAUGAACGUCUAUUACCUUGCAAACAAGAAAGGGAUAAGAGUUUAAAAGAAUGUUGUGCUCCGUCAGAUGUAAAACUGUACAGAUGAUGGGUAAAUGCAAUGAAGGACAUUUUUUUAAAUUAAUUUAUUUUGUGAAUUGAAAUGUGCUAGAUGCAACAUUUUAAAUGAAAAAUGUGUAUUUGCAAUGUUUUUAUUUUAUCAUGAGAUAUAUUUUGUUACAUUUCUUUCUUUUUUUUUUUUUUACUAAAGUGUGUAGUUGGCAAAAUGUUUUAUAAAAAAAUGUACGCCAUCUAAACAUGCACUGUUUUAGGGUAUCCACUUGAGAAAGUGGAAAUGCAUUCUGGAAAUGAUAAUUCCAACAAUCCUGCUAAAUGUACAUAACCUACUUUGUGAUAAUACUGGAUUGAUAUAUCAUAUUUUUGUAAUACAAGAUAACAUUAAAAAGUAAAUUCGCAGUUUUUGGUUGAACAAUCACAUAAUUUACUUUAUCAGUACAGGAAAACAACCACUUCCAUGUGGUAAAUUUGAAAUAUUUAAAAAUGUUGUAGUCAUUUUAAGGCUUUUUUUGACUUUUUCAUUUAUACUUUGUUAUACAACUGUAUUGGUAUUUAACCUUACUGUCUGUCACCUAUACCACACUGCAAUCUCCCAUUCAUCUAGUGCAGAGAUAAUAGUAAUACGAACAUUUAGGAAAACAGUUUAUUUCACAUAAUCUCACAUUUGAAUGGUUUGAAGUUAUUGUUUUAUGGCACUAUU